Molecule: messenger RNA, 4217 nt
Organism: Lampris incognitus (smalleye Pacific opah)
Lineage: Eukaryota; Metazoa; Chordata; Actinopteri; Lampriformes; Lampridae
Product: nuclear receptor-binding protein 2-like
Exons: 18
Coding region: 126-1673 (515 amino acids)
Biological process (GO): protein phosphorylation; intracellular signal transduction; endoplasmic reticulum to Golgi vesicle-mediated transport
Cellular component (GO): endomembrane system; cytoplasm
Molecular function (GO): ATP binding; protein serine/threonine kinase activity
Source: RefSeq, a predicted model, not a curated record
GGGGGGGCGAGGGGGGUGGGUGGGAGACUCCGUUGCGCAGACAGACAGCGGCGGCGUCUGCGCUGUCUACCGCCAGGUUUCCACUGUCAAAACAAGAGGGGGAGUGUGAAGUACGAGAGGAUAAAAUGACGAUGUCCGUCCCGGAGAGGAACUCGGGGUCCGAGGGGAAGGAGGAGGAGAGCGAGGAUGAGAGUGAAAUCCUCGAAGAGAGUCCGUGUGGCCGCUGGCAGAAGCGAAAGGAGCAGGUGAGCCAGGGCAAUGUCCCCGGUGUGGAAAGUGCCUCGCUGGCCAUGGACACGGAGGAAGGGGUGGAGGUGGUGUGGAACGAGGUGCUCUUCUCCGACAAGAAGGUCUUCAAAUCACAGGAGGAGACGAUCAAGGAGAUGUUUGAGAACCUCAUGCAGGUUGAGCACCCCAACAUUGUGAAGUUCCACAAGUACUGGCUCGACAUGCGGGAGAGCCAGGCUCGGGUCAUAUUCAUCACAGAAUACAUGUCUUCAGGCAGCCUCAAGCAGUUUUUGAAGAAAACCAAGAAGAACCAUAAGACCAUGAAUGUCAAGGCUUGGAAGAGAUGGUGUACCCAGAUUCUUUCUGCCCUCAGCUAUCUGCACUCUUGUGAUCCACCCAUAAUCCACGGCAACCUGACCUGCGACACAAUCUUCAUCCAGCACAACGGCCUCAUCAAGAUUGGCUCAGUGUGGCACCGGCUGUUUGUUAAUGUGUUCCCAGAUGCCAGUGUCCACAAUAAAGGCAGGCCUCACCGGGACGAGCAGAGGAAUCUCCACUUUUUCCCUCCAGAAUACGGAUUCUUUCGAUCGAUUCAAUCCCCCUCCCUAGCCGCUGAAGAUGAUUAUGCCAUCGACAUCUUCUCUUUUGGCAUCUGUGCUCUAGAGAUGGCAGUGCUGGAGAUCCAGGCUAAUGGGGAUGCUGUUGUAUCCAAGGAGGCUAUAGUCAAUGCAGGCCAGUCUCUAGAGGACCCUCUCAUGAGGGAGUUCACACAGUCGUGUGUGCGUCACGAGGCCAAACUCCGUCCCACGGCUCACGACCUUCUGUUUCACCGUGUGCUCUUUGAGGUCCACUCCCUCAAGCUGCUCACCGCCCACUGCCUCAUCAGCAACCAGUACCUGCUCCCAGAGAACUGCGUGGAGGAGAAGACCAAGUCCUUCGACCCGAAUGCCGUCAUGGCAGAGAUCAGACACGUCGACAGACCAGGAGUUCAGCUCAAAUACUCCCACGUGUCCCCUUUGGAGCUUGACAAGUUCUUGGAGGAUGUCAAGAAUGGGAUUUACCCCUUGAUGAACUUUGCCUCAUCUCGGCCGCACCCCGUCCCCCGUGCCCUCUCCUUGUCUCAGGAGCAGGUGGAGACAGUGAAGACCCCCACACCCGAGCCCCAAGAAACAGAGACCAGGAAGGUUAUUCAGAUGCACUGUAACCUGGAGUCAAAUGAAGAAGGGACCAAAACUCACCUUUCUCUGUUUCUGAAAAUGGAUGACAAGCUCCAUCGACAGCUUAGCUGUGACAUUCUUCCCACUGACAGCUCAAAAGACCUUGCCAAUGAACUUGUCCACUACGCCUUCAUAAAUGAGGAGGACUGUGAGAAGUUGGCAGGGUUCCUGGAGGAUGCCAUCAGCAGACACCGGGUCAGAGCGCUAGCGUCUGGGACCACACAGUGAGGAGGGGUCACUACAGCGGCUGGCCCAGAGAGACGGGCCUGGGGCAUUGACCGCUCAGAGAAGAGCAAGAGAGAAAGAGAGAGAGAUAAAAAGAGAGGCGGUGGGCAGGAUCACACAGCCAGGAUCAGAGGGAACGGGACCCAGUGGGGGAUAAGGGGGCAAAUGUUGGAUGUUGGGCUCUCAACAGUCAGUAAAUCAUCCCAGAUAGAAGGAGGAAAGGCCAGAACUGAGAGAGGAACUGGAGGAACCUCUGGUUGGAGGACCAGAGGCAUCAUGGCUGUGUUCAGCAAUCCCACAAUGCAGUGGAAUAUUGACAAACCACCUGCCUAAAAGGGCUAUCAUGCCUUAAGAUGUUUUGAUUACUUAGCCUCUUCAUAAUGCCACUAUUCUCAAUGGAUUUGUUUCGUUUAGGUUACACACACGCUAUGUUUUCAUAAAGACAUUUUACUACGCACGGGUUUGUUUUUUUUGUCGCACACCCUCCUGCAUUCUAAUUGGCUGAUACUGAAAUGUAAGCAGAUAUUUAAGAAGUUAUGAAACACCUGCACACCUUUUUGUUAUGUAUUAUCCUUAAUGGUGAAUAACGUUUUUUUUUUGCAGACUUCCCUAAGAUUCCGUCCACCAUGCACUGGUAAUACUAAACAUAUUCUUUUCCUUUGAAUUAUUUAUUUUUGUUAUACUGUGAACCAUAGCAGCAAUGCAAAGGCCUGUUUUUGUCUGGGUUUUCGUGACCUGCAGUCACACACUUCACAAUAAACUUGGGUACUAGGCAAUUUAUCCCAGUGCUAAAGAUGCCAUGCCUAACUAAGUCCACGCAUUAGUAGUGAUGAGGAUGUCUGUCCUUUAGCCUGUAGUGCUCUUAAGGGUUUUCCCCUGUGAAAGCGUUCUGGAAGCCAAAGACUUGCAAAGUGCCUGAGAUGGCAACCCGAGAGGGACAAAAUAUCCAAACGAAACAGCAUCGCACAAACCCGGCAAUGUACAAUAUAACUCCUCUGGACAGACUUUUUACAGUGUGAACAGCGUUUGCAUCAUUUUGGAUUAGGGUAACUAGAACUCGUAGCAUGACUUCAGAAAGUCGAUUUGACUGAAUGUGAAACUGAGCUCUGGCUUGAGACCCGGCAUUGCUAGUACCGUUAAGAACUGCGGCCGCAGCGUUAUGGACUAACGCAUGUCGUUAUGGAUGCCUUCACUGCAGGCAGAAUUAACAACUCGGAAACGACUGCUGAUCAUGAAAGCUCCGAAACAACCGGGGGAAUAAAAACCAUGAUAGGUCCGUGAAGUAAAAGCACAGCGAGUCCUAAAAUGUGAAAAUAUCAUUACAAUGUGACGUGAAUCAGGAAAAUUACCAAAUGGUUAAUUAAGAUUAUCGCUAUACUUAGUUUCAAAUUUUUUUUUAGUUGAUGCCUUCUUGAGAUUGUUUUCUAAGAUAGUAUUUGUUCGAGGUUAGGUCUAGAGGUGUUUAAAAGGGAAUACUAAUCCACAGUCCAAUUUAAAGUAGGAUUAUUUUUUGGUUUUUUUGUCAUUUGAUCGGGAAAUAGUAUGACUGCGUGUAAGCAUCUUUCACUUUCCAUGCAGAUAGGGGGUUUAGGAAUAGGAAAAAUCAUUUGUGAUACCGGAGUAGUACGGUUCUCCUUUGAAACAGUUCACAUUCCUCGGCACCACAUCGACUUUGCUGUUUAUUCCAGCGCGUGUCAACGUGAACUGUGAAAUUUCAAUGCAUUGCAAUGCAGUAAGACAUCGCCCGACUUUGCACGCCACGCCACAAAAAUGAAACACAUUGGAAAACCAACAAACCCCUUUAGCCUCGAGAGAUUUUAUUUUAUUUUUUUCAGUGAAAUAAUACUUAAAUAACUUAUAAUAAUACUUUCCAAAAGAAAACUAUUCAGUGCGUUGGCAAGGUUUUCCUUCAAAAAUGGUCAGACGGUAAAAACACUUGAGAGUUUCUCUUAACAUUUCUUCUGCGGGAUGCAUUUCUUUAUCAGAAUCUGUUAGUUACACGACACUUUCUCUGGAAAGCUGUGCUCCCAUAACAGUUGGACUCUUGUACAGUUAUUACUUACUUGCUUAAUAUACUCUUUAUCAAGCCUUCUGUCCGCCUGCUUAAGAGAGGAGCCCUUAUUUCUCCCGGAUAUUAUAGGCCGUGGUGUACAUAGUUGUUUGUGGUUAUGAAAAGUUAUGAAAGUUUACUUCGAACAAUGUGUGAAUGCAAAGCAGUGCCAUGAUUGUUCUCAGUUGAUCUAGUACGCUGCAUGUCUUAAUAGCCUAAAAACCGUUCAAAAACAUUGAAAUUCUGCAGUUUCAAUAUUGCCUUUGCUUUUGUCAGAGGUCUUAUCACUUCCAGAGGAGACCUGACCAAGAAAAAUGAAUGUUUAGACUGUGCAAAGCUUACAGAACCAUCCAUAUCAGUCUUAUUUUGUGUCGAAACUUUUUUUUCCAUGUCAAUCAGCUGAAAAAAAAAACUUCGCUUUGGAUGUGAUCUACUUAACCCUCUGUUGAAUAUUGUAGCUAACGCCGUUGAAGACAUGACAAUUAAACAUGACAUAU